CGCGCAGCCGGGACCUGAGGCCGGGGCGGAGGCGCGGGCGCGCUCAGGCGGAGGAGGCGGCCUGGAGGCCACACCAUGGACUCAGGGCCCGAGGAGUAUGAACUCAACGGAGACCCGCGUCCUGGCUCCCCCGCCGCCUCGCCGUCCCGCUGGGGCUGGAGGCACCAGCCCAUCAAUGUGAACCACUAUGCCAACAAGAAGAGCGCGGCCGAGAGCAUGCUGGACAUCGCGCUGCUCAUGGCCAAUGCGUCACAGCUGAAGGCCGUGGUGGAGCAGGGCCCCAGCUUCGCCUUCUUCGUGCCCCUGGUGGUCCUCAUCUCCGUGUCACUGGCGCUGCAGAUUGGUGUCGGUGUGCUGCUCAUCUUCCUUGUCAAGUACGACCUGAAUAACCCAGCUAAGCACGCCAAACUGGACUUCCUCAACAACUUGGCCACGGGCCUGGUGUUUGUCAUCGUGGUGGUCAACAUCUUCAUCACAGCCUUUGGAGUCCAGAAGCCGUUGCCAGAUACAGCACCCCGGCAGUAGAAGCCUGGAUUGUGCCUGCCCAGCAGUCCGCCCACCCAGCCCAGGUGGUCACCGAGCUCUUGAGGCGUCCACUUAUGGUAUACAGCGCUCCCCAGGACCUCUCGUGCCCAGGGCCCAGCUGCUGCUCUGAUUGGACGGCGUGCAGGAAGCCAUCAUGGUGUGUGGGGGCCAGCAGGAGGCCCAGAAGCUCAGAAUUGGAAAGCUCCAGAGAUCUGUGUCCAGACAUGGGUCACGGCCCCCCUGGAGACACACAGCAGGUCCAUGGACAGGCCAGACCAAGGGCCCCGGCCAGCCACUAUCUCAGGACAUUCCUGAAAGAUGAGGAGCUCUCCCUGCUCCCACCGGUUCACCAGCAUCCCCCGCCUCCAGGGAGGCCUGCUCCCAUCUUCCCCUUAAGCCUCAGUGCCUGGGCUUGGCAGCCAUCAGGAGGGAGCCGAGCCCAACAUGUGCCCCCUGGCAGUGCUGGGCAGAGCCUCUGCCCUCUACUCGGCAGCCAAGCACCGCCCUCCCCAUUUCUAAUCAGAAAUGAUGAAUAAAACCGCCACUCCUCCU
Ochotona princeps (American pika) is the source of this 1077-nucleotide messenger RNA. RefSeq names its product ninjurin 1 (gene NINJ1). Gene Ontology annotation, cellular component: membrane. Gene Ontology annotation, biological process: tissue regeneration; cell adhesion. The transcript is spliced from 4 exons. The coding region runs from base 76 to 525 and encodes 149 amino acids. The record is from RefSeq and is a predicted model, not a curated record. Lineage: Eukaryota; Metazoa; Chordata; Mammalia; Lagomorpha; Ochotonidae.